Papilio polytes (common Mormon) is the source of this 1280-nucleotide messenger RNA. Its product is annotated as integrin alpha-4-like. The record is from RefSeq and is a predicted model, not a curated record. Gene Ontology annotation, cellular component: integrin complex; external side of plasma membrane. NCBI's taxonomy places the organism in Eukaryota, Metazoa, Arthropoda, Insecta, Lepidoptera, Papilionidae. The transcript has 9 exons. Gene Ontology annotation, biological process: cell-cell adhesion; integrin-mediated signaling pathway; cell adhesion mediated by integrin. Bases 85 to 1260 code for a protein of 391 amino acids. Gene Ontology annotation, molecular function: integrin binding.
ACGUAUACUCAGUACGAAAUACAUAACGAGGACAAAUGUAGUUUGCGGUUUUAAAUUUAAAUACUUCUACAAAAAACUUUUAAAAUGUUUACUAAAACAUUUGUAUUGCUUAUAUUAACAAAUACGGUACUUGGGGCGCUUUUUCACGAGUCAUCACUGAUACAAAUAGAGCCACCAGAUGAUAUUGAAAAUAUGGCGUUUGGGUUUUCAAUAGGUUAUCAAAAAUCAGGACAAUUGGUGAUCGGCGCACCGUAUAACGACUUAAACGGAGCUGUAUACAUAUGUACUAUUGAAGAUAUAAUGAAUGACAAACGCGUCUGUCAAAAGGCUAACAUCGACGUGGAAGGACUCACUGUAAAUUCAACUAGAGAAGAUUAUCCUGAUCGCCAUUACUGUCUUGGUGCAUCUAUCGCUGCAACUGACGAUUAUUUUUUGACUUGCGCUCCGUUUUGGAAGUCUUCGUAUGAUAAAAUUGAACCGGGAAUUACCUCUAGCUCGUAUGGUACUUGUUUUAUGUACAAUGGAACUGCACAUCUUUAUAAUGGACCUUACGAACAAUACAUAAAAAACAAGGUCAAUAGACAUUCUUUUGGAAAUGGACUUGGUUGGACUUCGUUAUACGAUCAAAGUAACAAUUUGAUACUUUUAUCCAAGAUAUUUGACAGAGGCCACCUCAGUUAUAUUUCAAGCGAAGACCCUUUAAAGCCUUCAUGGUCAACAGAAAGCCUCACUAGUACUGCGAGGUUCCAAAGUAUUGCUAAUAAGUUCCGUUAUAUUGGAUCUGGUCUUGCUUCGGGAAAGUUCCUAUAUUCGAAUACAAAUCAAACGGUGUAUGCAGUUAGUAUGCGAACUGAUGACACAUAUGGCAAGAUAUUAUUUCUAAAAUAUAAAAAUAAAAAACUGUAUUUGGUGCCUCGUGUGAGUGUCGACUCUGAAAUGGUCAACACAAUGUUCGGGUCGGCGAUGGUCGGCGCGGAUAUUAAUUCCGAUGGAUACACAGAGCUCGUUGUGGGAGCGCCCGCGUAUUACGAAGACGAUGCGUACGAAACAGGAGCAUUGUAUAUCUAUACAGGAGGCGAUUUGGAAACUAUAGGAAGUAGGAACAGGACGCGGUUGAUUGUUGGCAAUAAAGUGGGUGCGAGAUUCGGCAGUGCUAUUGCUUCGACUGAUGUCGAUGGAGACGGUUUUCCAGAGUUAAUUGUUAGUGCUCCUUACGAAGACUUUGGCGUUGGAGCUGUGUAUAUUAUAUAUGGAAAAUAAUUGAACAAGAACUGUCUUAA